GAGACAAUUGUGGCUCAGUGAGUCCCCGUCCGCGGUCGUGUGCGAAGGUCGCGCGCGAGUGUCCGUCCACCCGCCCGUCCUCGCCAGGUCGGAUCGUACACUGGAACCACCACAUUCCUGCCCGUCACGCCGGAGUGAGGUGACGUGUUGAAGUGUAACUAGCGAAGAUCCUGUGUACCGUUUGCUCUUGGAUAUAUUUGGAGGAGAAUAUAUACCUACGCCUUGGAGUAUUACACGCGUAUAUACCUGCGGUGGUGCCCCUCCCGAGUUUAGAGAAGCGGUCUGCGAGUGAACCGUGUACACGUCCACACGGGGAUAACGGAAGGGGGAGGAGGAGGAGGAGGAGGAGAGACAACCGCCACCUGCUCAUCGCCGUCGUCAGGCCCCGUCUCGCCGUAAACUAAGAGACGGGAGGUUACAGCGAGUUGCUGGUUCUGUCAACCAGCGUUGACGGAACCUCCACCCCACGAGACAGUACACCGCCAAGAGCCCUGAGGUGUUGAUCAACGAACCCAACCACCUUAAAAAAAAGAAGAAAAAAUAAUAAAGACAAAAAAAAAGAGGAAAACCAAACACAUUUAAGUGAAGGAGCAGACACCGGCCAGGCGAAGGUUUGGUCGCCACUGUCAACAACUAAGGCUGUUUGGGAGCGUCUUGAGAGAAUAAUUCCCUGCUGCGUCCCCGGGUGUCUCCCCCCACCACACCAAACGAACCUACGAGCCGCCCCUUCGACGAACUUGUGCAGGUCACAAGCCACAAAUACACUCACAAGUCUACACGAGGAACCUCGCCACCGACGACCUCAAUCUGGGCCACAUCCCGCAUCAUGGACUCGUGGUCACGCCGCAAGGCGGGUGUGGCGCGGGCCGUCGAGGGUGUGGUGAAGCGACGGAAGCACGUGGUCCUGGUGGGUCUAGACGGGUCUGGCAAGACCACAGUACUCACCAGACUCAAGUACCGCUGCUAUGUGGCCACCACUCCCACCAUUGGUUUCAACCACGAGAAGGUGUGGGGCGGAGGGUUCCGGUGGUCGUGUUGGGACGUGGGCGGCGGUGAGCGUCUCCGGCCGCUGUGGUCGUCCUACACCCGCGCCACCGACGGCAUCGUCUUCGUCGUCGACUCCGCCUCCCUGGGCGACAUGAUGGAGGAAGCCAGGGUCGAGUUGGCCAGAGUCCUCAAGAAGUCGCGCGCCUCCUCCGUCCAGCUGAGCGUCCCAACACCGCCUCUCCUCGUCCUGGCAAACUUCCAGGACCAGAUCCACGCCCGCUCCGCCCAGGCUGUGGCCACGAGCCUGGGUCUAGGGGAGGCGAUGGGCGUGGUGUGGGCGGUGGCUCCCGUCUGCGCCCUCACCGGAGAGGGACUGGACGACGCCAUGGCCACCCUCAGGACUCUCAUCGACAAGGUCCGGCAGGACUAUCGGAAGAGGGACCGGUGGCGCUGAACACGACCGACCUGCAGUCUUUCCCGGUCUAAGGGAAAUGGUUUUUCACCAGGUUGCUGCUAGAUGGGUUGAGGGGGAGGGUUGAGGGGGAGACACGGGGUGUCGUGCAGGGUGUAGCUGCCCUCAUCUGUCACAGUAACACCCGCACGGUACCACACCUCGGCUGCACAAAACUUGUGUGAUAACUCAUUAUCUGCCAGGAUUAUACGAGGUGCAAUUAUGGUGUUGACAGCUGACCGAGUGUUGUUACAAGCUGUAAAUACCGGCGGUACAAGAGAUCGCGUAAUUUACAGGAAGUUCGUGAUGCUUGUAUCGUCUGCAUGAUAUAUGUAUAAGCUGUACCAUACAUUUGUACCAGCUGUACCAAGGCUUUUCGAUACGAGUAUUUACAGAGUGUGAGAAUUAUACCAUGUACUUGAUUUAUUAUAUUAUGUAAGCUAAGAAGUGCUCGGGAGUCCUCUGGGGUGAUGCCAGGGAGUGAGGCAGUACACGGACCCCUCAACGUGCUCUCAGGUCACACGGUCUCAUGCCUCCCUUUCUCUGUGCACCAAAAAAAAAAAAAGUUCAUUUUCGCUGCGCUUUCUUCUUUUUUGUUAUGGACAUUUUGUUUUUUUUGUAUAAUCAAAAAGCUGCGGAAGACACUUUGGAGGAGGUGAUGUAUGACCACAAGAGGCUGGUGUAAGGGGGUACAGCAGGAGCCCCCCCCCCCCCGGCCAGGUCUUAACCCCCAUGUCAAGCUUGACACAGGGACCCCGUCAGACCGAACCACCCACACGCCCCUAUCACCCACUUCAAGCUACGUCCAUUUUAUGAUUGUAAAGCCUCAAUUUAUCUAUUUGCUGUAGAUCCUGGACACUCUUCACUAUUGUGUAAAUGCUCACAUAUAUUCAGAGAAUGUCAUAAAUAUGCUUACAGAACUGCGCUCUUCAAAUUUUUCGCGCCAAGCCUGCACUUGGCGCCCUUUUUUGAGUUUUAGCUUUGUAUGAUAAUUUUUGAACGAUGUUUACGCGAGUCUUGAAAAAAUGGCGCGCAAACCUGCUUCAAGACGUUACCAUGAAUAUCUCGCGUUCUCUAAUUUGUUCACAACAAUACAGGUCACAAAAACCCACAGACAUUUGAGGGUUAAUGUUGAGGAGUGUCAGGGACGGUUGGGAGUUCCUCCUUCCACAACUCUCCAGGAGCUUGUGGUGACGUCAUAUGUAAACAAAGUAGUAGCCAGGCGGGGAUUCUCCAAGGUGUAGUUUUAAUGUGUGGCCGAGGGUGGUCCCAAGGUGUGGCCGAGGGUGGUCCCAAGGUGUGGCCGAGGGUGGUCCCAAGGUGUGGCCGAGGGUGGUCCCAAGGUGUGGCCGAGGGUGGUCCCAAGGUGUGGCCGAGGGUGGUCCUAAGCUGUGACCGAGGCGGUCCCGAGGCUCGGCCAGACUGUUCUUGUGGUAAAAUGCAUUCUGUAGAGGAUUCUCUUCCUGAAAACCUGAGGUAAAACAUCUCAUGCUGUCCUUAGAAAUCCUGUACAAAUAUUAUGUCAUGGGGCCGUAUAGUGGUGAGUUAAUCAAAAGUAUCUGAAGGGUGUGGAAAUAUAUAUUCUUGUACAGUAUUGACUUAGGAAUUACAGAAUUAUAUAUAUGCAGUGUAGCAGGUUCAAAACCUAAAAUAUAUCUGCCAUUGUUGCAUUUCAGAUUGUAAGCUCAUCACAUUGAACUGUACACACACACAUCACGUACAAAAUUAAAUUAGUGCAUGACGUAGAUUUUUUGCAAGUUAGAAGUAGAGUUUUGUGUAGAAAGGACCCCAGCUAGCACGUAACUACAACGUUUUUUAAGCUUUAAAAAGAUUGUUCCAACGAUUAAACAAAGUCAAAAAUAGAGUGUGGGUCUCCGUCUGGACUGGAGACACGGGAGUGGUGGUCCCAAACCUUAGAAUCUCAAGGAUCUUCUGUUCCUCUGUUAAAUUAUUGCCAAAUCUGUUAGUUUUAGAAGUAUUAAGAGUUCUUAUUGAUUAUUUAUUUUUCAUGUAUAAAUAUACUUGUCGUUCCUCACUUUAUAUAUUUAAUAUGUAAUUGUUAACAUAUUCAGGCCUUUGUAUAGGUCUCUAUUUUUUUCUGACUGUAUGAAUUGUAUGGAAUUCAAAAUAAACAGUAUUAUGGU
This is a messenger RNA of Procambarus clarkii (red swamp crayfish), 3582 nucleotides long. Its product is annotated as ADP-ribosylation factor-like protein 4C. The record is from RefSeq and is a predicted model, not a curated record. Lineage: Eukaryota; Metazoa; Arthropoda; Malacostraca; Decapoda; Cambaridae. Gene Ontology annotation, molecular function: GTPase activity; GTP binding. Gene Ontology annotation, biological process: vesicle-mediated transport; intracellular protein transport. Gene Ontology annotation, cellular component: plasma membrane; cytoplasm.